This is a messenger RNA of Pichia membranifaciens NRRL Y-2026, 1023 nucleotides long. RefSeq lists its product as hypothetical. NCBI's taxonomy places the organism in Eukaryota, Fungi, Ascomycota, Pichiomycetes, Pichiales, Pichiaceae. The record is from RefSeq and is a predicted model, not a curated record. Bases 1 to 1023 code for a protein of 340 amino acids. The transcript has a single exon.
AUGUCGAACGCUGCGAGAACUGCGAAGAAGGCGGUCCGAUACGCCAAGCCGUCGGCGAAACUGAUCAACUCGAAGCUCAAGCAGGAGCAGAGCAUCAAGGCAGAGAGAAACAAGCUAGCCCUGGCGUCCGUGAAGGACAUCUUUGCGAUCCUGAACCCGAACGCCGGCAGCGACGAUGACUUUGAUCUGACGGACUUUGACUGCAAGGUGUACUUUGCGAACCCGCGGACGUUUGACAAGCUCCCGUUCUUCAAACAGGCCCACGUUGUGGAGGAGAUGAACGAGCUGCUCAAGAAGAACUGGAGGAGCCUCGACAAGGACGUGAAGCGGUUUGCCGUGUGGUGGGCGUACGGGAGCCACGGGCCCCGGGAGGGCUUUGUAGAGCUCCACGACUACUACACACCCUACGGCGUGGAGGCCGAGGCCGAGGCAGAGGCAGAGACAACGGCGGCGAUGGACAAGGCGCCCGUGAAACGGGCCUCUGACACAGAGUUGAACAAGAUUAUCGACACCAUCUCCGAGGAGACCACGAGGACGUCGUCGGCGUCGGAGAAGUCUGCGUUGCAGAUGUCGAGCAACGAGUUGGAGGCGUCGCAUCUCAACAAGCGGCCGGAGCUUCCUCCGGACUUGCCGUUCAAACUGCCGUCGAUUCUGCAGACGUUCAGGCCGACGGCCUCGACGAUGGUGCAUCGCUACCCGGCGCUUGACCCCCGCAGCUUCGGCCUCAAGCGGCUGCAGCAGUACCGCCAGGACCGGCGGAUGAACCCGAUCAACCGAAUCGUGCUCGUGGUGUGUGUGUUUCUGACGGUGCUCUGCUUCAAGCAGGACCGGCGGGUGAACGUGACAGGCACGGUGCCGGAGUAUCCGUGGGACGUGGCGGAGCGUGAGGAGAGGGAGGCCGAGGAGAGAGAACGGCAGGCCGAGAGGGAGGCCGAAGCAGCCCAGCAAGAGCUGGCCAGCGGGGCCGGUGUCGCCCAGGAUAAGAAAGGCGGCCGGAGAUGGUACUACCUGUGGCUCUUGUAG